This is a messenger RNA of Cryptomeria japonica (Japanese cedar), 2116 nucleotides long. RefSeq lists its product as uncharacterized. Gene Ontology annotation, molecular function: protein binding. Bases 95 to 1552 code for a protein of 485 amino acids. Lineage: Eukaryota; Viridiplantae; Streptophyta; Pinopsida; Cupressales; Cupressaceae. The record is from RefSeq and is a predicted model, not a curated record. The transcript has 8 exons.
AUUUAAAAAAAACACAGAGUUUGGGUUCGUAACUCCUUAAAUCGAACAGCAGUGGCGCCAUUUUCUUUUGUCGUCGUCGUCGGAAGCAAUCGCCAUGGAAGGAAAAACUAGAAAAGUUCAGAUAUCGCAGGAGGCAUUUAAUGCUCUGGUCCAAGAAAACAUCAAUGACUUCGAAAUGGAACCCGAGGAAGCUCUCGAGGAUGCCAUUCAGACCUUCAAAUUGCAGGGAGCCGAUCUAGCAGGUAUUGUGACAAGCAUCGCAGGGGGGGAGAAUAUAAACAAUCAUCCUGUAAUUCAGUGUUUAAAUGAACUGAGAGCAGUUACCACCAAUUUGGACUUUCUAAGCUUGCAAGAAAUGCAAUCUGUAACACCAUCAAUUAGUCAGAAGCUGAAUGAAGAGAACAAAAAUUCUAUGCUUGUAAAGAUAGUAGAAGCACUAGAUGCACUUAGCUCAGUGUGUUCUAGUGGUGGAUCUGACAAUGCCUCCAUCGCAGUCAAGAAUGGAGGAAUCGAGCUCAUUACCUCGAUUUGUGCAACACUCAGAUAUGGUGGGGAAGAAGCAUUGAUAUCUUCUCUAAAGACAUUGUCUUUACUUUUACAAGAUGUUCAAAGUACAGAGCUAUUUAGACAAAGUGGUGGACCUAAGAUUCUUAUGGAAAUAUCAGAUGAUCAUAAUCUAAAUAAUAACAUCAUAGAACAUGCUUGUGCAGUUGUGGCAGCAGCAGCCACUGGAAAUGAGGUCCUUAAGGAUGCAUUUAUGGAAAUGAAAAUAGAUGAUUUAGUGUUGAGAUUAUUGAAGAGAAAGGAAGCCAACAAUGUCAAAAGUGUAUAUGAUGUUAUACGAGUGAUGGUUACAGCUGAUGAUGACCGUGUUGCUGCUUCACAAGCUUACACACAUGCACGAAGAUUUGCAGACAUUGGCGUGGCUGAAGUACUUCUAGAUAUUGUUCAACAAGAUGGCCUUAUUUCCACUUCCUUGACAUCUUUUUGUACAACUCUUAGAAGUGUGGCAGUAAAUGAUGAAAUAUGCAAAUCGAUUGCUGAAAAUGGUGGUCUGGAUGUGGUUUUUCAAUGUAUAGAUGAAAGCAUACAGCAGAAUAACAAAGUAUUAUCAAAGACAGCUUGCUCACUGCUGACACAGUUAGCAGGUAGCGAUGCAAACAAAGAUGCUGUUGUUCUCAAAGGAGGAAUUACUAAGAUGAUAGGUCUUUCUUCUAUCUAUAUAGAGGAGCCUUCUGUUCUGCAAGAGAUUAUGUCAACUAUCCGUGCUGUAUCAUUGCGUUCCCCUGCAAAUGCAGCCAAGGCAGUUGAAGCAGGGGCAGUUGAUCUUGCUUCUGAAGCUAUGGAGAAACAUCCUUCAGCCCAUCUGAUGCAGAAACAAGCUUGUUUGAUGAUUCGUAAUCUUGCCGUUAGAAAUCCCGAAAAUAGACCGAUCAUACUGGAGAAAGGUCUUGAAAAGCUGAUAAGGAUUGCUAAGACAAAUCACGAAAGCUGCAAAGAUGCUGCUGCUUCUGCUUUAAGAGAUCUUGGGUUAGAUGACUACAAUGUCUAAUCGACAAGCUUUAGAACACAAUGCGAGAAAUAGACUUAAGAUUAAGUAGAACAAGAAUUGAGUGGCACAUCUACACUUCUAAACCAAUCAUUAUGAAUUGUAACUGCAGAUUAAGUAGAACAAAAAUUUGAGUGGCGUGCCUACACUACUAAACUAGUCAUUGUGAAUUGUAACUGCCUACAAUGACAUCUCAUUGUAGCGAAAAAACCCUUUUGAUUCCUUUUUAGGAAGUAAUUUCUUGUAUUGACCUUUUUCUUUCUUUUUUCUUAAUAUUUAAGUAUAAAGAAUGAGCAGUCGAGCAGGAGAUUGGUUUUAAUGAGGCUCUUAAUUCAUGAAAAUCUAUUCCAUGGUAAAAGCUGAAAUUAUUGUUCAGUUAUUUUUCCUCAUUCUGUCUUUUGACAUCACUUGGAUCAUCACAGACUACAAACGGAUUGUGAAGAUUCACUAUCUGUAAUGGCAAUCAUUAGAAGAUACAAUCACCCGUCACAAGCUGAUGUACUUGUUUGUAAAACAAGAAAAGCCAAAGUAUUUUUCAAAAUAAUCAACUGGGCAAUUCUUAUACCA